CCACCCCUGUCCCAGGGCGACCAUCACCACACACACAUUCACGCUAAGCCCGCAGCUCUGCACGAGACGACGCCACCAUGUCACCGGGACAAACGUCCACGCGGAGCCUGGUCCCGCCGCUGCUGCUGCUGUUGGCAGCGGGACACACGUGUCUCGCGGUCCGUCCACUGCUCGUGUUCCUGAUCGAUGGUUUCCGUUAUGAUUACAUGGAUGACCUGCACGCGCUGCCCGGAUUUCGCGAGCUCGUGACCAACGGUGUGAAGGUGGACUACAUGACACCGGACUUCCCCAGUUUAUCAUACCCGAACUACUACUCACUGAUGACAGGCCGUCACUGUGAUGUUCAUCAGAUGACUGGCAACAACAUGUGGGAUGAAGCCUCCAAGAAGGAGUUUCUGAUCGGGACCAAUGCUGACAGCCGGCUGCCUCUGUGGUGGGACGGAUCAGAGCCGUUAUGGGUCACCAUGCAGAAGCUUGGGAAGAAGGUUUACAUGUAUUACUGGCCUGGCUGUGAGGUGGAGAUUCUGGGUGUCCGUCCGUCUUUCUGUGAAGAAUAUGUCUACAACCCAUCAGAGAAAAACCUCACUGACUCAAUAGUGAACGCUCUCAGUGUGCUGAGCUCAGGCAAAGCAGACAUGGCAGCGAUAUAUUAUGAGAAAAUCGAUGUGGAGGGCCAUCACUUCGGUCCAGACUCUCCUCAGAUUAAAUCAGCUGUGAGACAGCUGGAUGCUGCCAUGCAGUUUCUCAACAGCAAAAUCAAAGAGAACCACAUGGAGGAUCAGCUGAACGUUGUACUCUUUUCUGACCACGGUAUGACAAACAUCCAGUGGAUGGAGAAGAUCAUAGAGCUGGAGAAGUUCAUCAACAUGUCAGAUGUCAAGAUGAUGGACAGAGGACCAGUGGUCAGUCUGUGGCCCAGAGAUAACAAAUACCAACAGGUGUAUGCUGCGCUGUCUCAGGUCCCUAACAUGCAUGUCUAUGCAAGAAAGGACAUCCUCCAACGUUACCAUUACAAAGGAGGGAAGUUUGUUUCACCGCUAACACUUGUGGCUGAGCCUGGCUGGUUUAUCACUGAGAACCAGAAAUCCCUUCCAUAUUGGAAAAACAGCUCCGGUGAACCCUCAGCGUGGCAAAAUGGCUGGCAUGGUUAUGACAACGAGUUCCUGGACAUGAGAGCCUUUUUCUUGGCAACAGGACCUGAUUUCAAGCGUAAUCUUCGGGCCGCUCCCAUCCGAACAGUGGACGUCUAUAACGUCAUGUGCUGGACACUCGGAGUGGAACCUCUGCCCAACAAUGGCUCGUGGUCUCGGGUGGAGUUCCUGCUGAACGCCUCGGCUCCAUCUCAGCCUCCAACGCUCUGGACCUGCUGUAUGUGUUUGUUUGGAAUCGUGUUUGCUUUGUGGGAUUAAAACACAGCGACAGCAUCAGGGAUUUGACUCAGUUUAGAAGAUUACACGAGUUCACACCGAGAGAAGCAAAGCCAAGCUUAAUGAAAGGCUGGAAAUCUCCUCUCGUUUUCUUUUUCUCUCUUGACUCUUGAUGUUUGUUCAAUUUAAUACAAAAAUAUCAAAUAAAUGGUUCAUUUUUACAUUAAUUUCUGUAGAAUCUGUAGAAAAUGACUCUUAAAUGUGAUGUUCUUGCCUCUUUUCCUACCAUGUUCUGACUGUGAGAAAUCUAAUCUUUUCUGCUUUGUGAAUUCAGUCUGUGUAGAGAAUGAUUGAAUGUCAUGUUCUGAUCUGUGAGACCAUGAAUAAUAACACAUUGUUUGUGGAUAAUGAUCUUAAAAUAAACCUGUUUUCAUUGGAAAACUGUAAAGGA
This is a messenger RNA of Solea senegalensis (Senegalese sole), 1818 nucleotides long. It is a transcript of the gene enpp6, whose product is annotated as ectonucleotide pyrophosphatase/phosphodiesterase 6. The record is from RefSeq and is a predicted model, not a curated record. NCBI's taxonomy places the organism in Eukaryota, Metazoa, Chordata, Actinopteri, Pleuronectiformes, Soleidae. The coding region runs from base 78 to 1409 and encodes 443 amino acids. The transcript has 8 exons.